This is a messenger RNA of Trypanosoma brucei brucei TREU927, 4647 nucleotides long. RefSeq names its product ATP-dependent DEAD/H DNA helicase recQ, putative. Gene Ontology annotation, cellular component: nucleus; cytoplasm; chromosome. The record is from RefSeq and is a predicted model, not a curated record. The transcript has a single exon. Bases 1 to 4647 code for a protein of 1548 amino acids. NCBI's taxonomy places the organism in Eukaryota, Euglenozoa, Kinetoplastea, Trypanosomatida, Trypanosomatidae. Gene Ontology annotation, biological process: double-strand break repair via homologous recombination. Gene Ontology annotation, molecular function: 3'-5' DNA helicase activity; ATP binding; four-way junction helicase activity.
AUGGACAAAGAUUUAAGUUGCGUCUUGGAUAAGUGGCGCCCACUUGUAGUCAGCGCCACGGCGGCCCUAGUGAAGAACGACCCACUACCUCGUGGUCUACCGCCUGUACAAUCCAGUAGUGAGUCGAACCCGCAGCCUCGUGAGGAAGGGGCACGGAAAUUGUUUGCCGCUGGUCCCGGUGCUUUUCCGGCUCCCACGAAUCAUGCUUGCGACAUGACGCAGAGUGUGUGCGUUUAUCCGGAUCCCAACACUACAGUAGAUCCUGUUAAUACCAAUUCUAAUGCCAUCGCGGCUACUGCUGGUAGUGCAACUAUUACCGCGGCGAGAACUACAAGUGUGGUUGCCGCUCUCGCCACCGCCUCCACAAGCGUUGAAGUGGCAGGAAGACCGACUGUACCGCAUGAUGUGAAAAGGUGUGUUGCGACUGCAAAUACUCAGAAACAAUCUUUUAACAGUGGCGGAGGGAAUGCUGAACGAUUUACAGUGCAGACUGAUGUGGCACUGCAGGGUUCUGACGGGGGAAGGCCUGUCGCUUCCUCUUCCUUACCUUCGUUUCCUGCACCCUCUGUGGGCUCUUCAGCACAACCGCUAUCGGAAUUGAAGGCAAAUUUGUCGGAGGUGAUAGAGGAAAUCCACCGUCAAAGGAGAUACCGUGAUGAUAUGCUAUUACGGGAGAAUGAGGAGUGUGACACUAGCGAGGUCGUGGAGGAGGCUGACCGCAAAUUGGCGGCACUAGAGGUGCUAUUCGCCAACCUAAGACAACGGCAGCGAGAGCUUCUAGGACGUAACCCCAAUGUCUCUCUUCCUCACGUCGUUGCCACAAGUAGUAAACCCCCCGGUUCUGUUUCUGGCACUUUGAGUUCUGCAAGUGGUGCGAAUGGCACACGCGUUCCGCUUGAUUCUAAUGGCUUUUAUUCAGCGGCAGUGCCUACUCAGGUCUCCGCUCCUGUAUUUGUAUCGCCCUCUCCGGGGUACGCUGGGGCGGCCUUCACCCAUAGCGGGGAGCGUGGUGUCGCACCCCACCAGCUUCCAUCAGUAGUGGAGUCCAGUGGUGGUGCAUUCGGUGAGGGAAAUGGUGCUCACGAUGCAUUUGCUGCAGCGGGACGGGGUGGUGAAGUAUUUUCUGGUGUAGGGGCACUGCGCACAGCCACAGAAGAAGUGGUUGAAGGCAAGGUAGCUGUUUACUCCGCUCAGUUUAAAGGAGGCAAUAACCCAAAUCGCUUCACGUGGGAAUCAUGUGAGAGGGAGCUUCUGGACGCAUCGCUGCACGGUUCCAACCAGGACCCUGUUAGCAUCGCUAAAGCGUCCACGGGGGAGUUUUCCGGGGAGCAUUAUCCGUGGUCGGAAGAGCUGCGUCGAACCAUGGUUGAUGUUUUCGGUCUCCACAAUUUCCGUUUCCUUCAGUUGGAGAUUAUGAAUGCAUGUAUGGCCAAUCGUGACGUGUUCGUGCUCUUGCCAACCGGAGGAGGCAAGUCUCUCUGCUACCAACUACCGGCGCUGUUACCAAAUCCGGCGAAAGUCACCAUUGUAAUAUCCCCCCUUGUUUCUCUGAUUCAGGAUCAGGUCUACGCGCUCCGCGCCUAUGACCUUCCAGCUAUGGCGUUAACUGGUCAGACCUUAGAUGCACCAAGGCGAGACCUCUUUAAUGAGUGGAGUUCGGGCCGUAUUGUUUGCACACUUGUGUAUGUAACACCAGAAUACUUCGGCCGCAGCGACCAUUUCGUGCAGUCACUCAAAAGCCUCGAAAACCGUGGACUAUUGAACCGAUUUGUUGUGGAUGAGGCGCACUGCGUCUCGCAAUGGGGUCACGACUUCCGUCCGGAUUACCGUAAGUUGGCGGCACUGAAGCACCACUUUCCCCAAGUCCCUAUUUCCGCACUCACCGCCACAGCAACUGACACGGUGCAGAGGGACAUCAUACAGACACUUGGCCUUCACAAUGCCGUCUCGUUCAAGGGUUCAUUUAAUCGACAUAACCUUAAGUACUCCGUGCAGAGAAUUACAAGUAAGGCGGGAUCUACCGUGGCAGAAAUUAUUAAGAAAAAUUUCCCCCCACGGUCUUGUGGCAUCGUGUAUUGUAUUUCCAAGAAGGACUGCGAAGAGAUGGCAGCAGUUCUACGGAAAGAGGGUAUCCGCGCAUCUUAUUACCACGCUGACGCAUCUGAGAAGAAUGAAAAGCAGGAGCAGUGGACAAGGGACGAGCUGCAGGUUCUCUGCGCGACGGUUGCGUUUGGUAUGGGGAUCAACAAGCCCGAUGUGCGUUUUGUCAUCCAUGCGGCUAUGCCCAAGUCCAUUGAGGGGUACUAUCAAGAGAGUGGACGGGCGGGCCGCGAUGGACUUUCAUCAAAGUGCUUCUUACUCUUUGCAGCGGGUGACAGGCAACGCCAUGAACAGAUGAUAUGCGGUUCAAAAGAUUCUCAAACUUCUAUGCUUUCGUUGUGCCAUAUGGUGGGUUACACCUUGAAUGAUGUACAUUGCCGGAGAAUGCAACAGUUGAGUUACUUUGGUGAGCAUGUCAGCGAUCACUUUUGCCUAACAGCACCUGGGGAUGUGGAGAUAUGUGAUAACUGCGCAAGCAGGAAAGAGGAGGGAUGGGAACCUGAGAUGAUCGACGUCACGAGUAUUCUUAUAGACUUCUUCAACAUUACCAUAUACAUUGGCUCUCUAACUCAAAAACAGCUAAUUGCAGUAUACCGCGGCACGUCGGACGUCGGGAACAUUGUGGAGAGACGCCUACGACAGAAGGGUGCCCCGCCAGAGUAUCGGAAAGGUUCACGUCACUCCAAGGUGUUACUGGGACGUGUAUUGAAUGAGGGUAUUACUCUAGGAGUGUUUAAGGCGCGAUUCGAGCGGCUGACAGAGUUCGGAGUAUGCGCAUACCUUGACCCAGGGGAUUCAGAGGGCAUCAAAAUUUUGAACAGUAUGAAGACGGGACAACGGAAGAUUCAACUUGUCGUACGGGGUGAGAAACGCGUGCGAGCUAAUAGGGAACGUGAGUCGACGAUCGCUUCCGAUGCGGUGGCCGUUGGUGAACGCAAGGGUAAGUCGAAUAAAAAGGACGCAGGGCGCAACCGAAAGUCCGCUUCAACUAGACGGGGUAGUGGGGAGCAGUUUGAAGAUGAUGAGGAUGAUGAUGAUGUAGCGGAUGACCAGGCCAGAAGACCACAACUACGAUCCAGCAGACAUGCUGUUGCUAGAACUUCAUCUAAGCGGAAAGGGGUCCGUGAUAAUGAGCUUAUUCUGGGCGACUGUGAGGGUUUAGCUUCCACUUCUUUGACUGGCAGGUCUAGUAACAACACCGUUGUUAUUGAUGACGUCACCGAUGGCGAUGCUUCAAGCCUUUCCGAAGCGAAUUCUUCCUCAUCACAGGCGUCGCCUUCUUGUGUGGAAGUGAUACAACAACUGGGAAGGAAGCGCAGUCGAGCCAAUAACAACUCCAGUGAUCGAUCGACUGAGUCGCCACCGGCACUCCCAUCUCGAGUGACGGGCGCUGCCGCAGGCCCCCUUCGCGACAAGGGGAAAAGGCGUACAAGUAAAAGCAAAAGUGCGAAUGCGUUGGGAUCUAAAUCGUUCACACUUGCUGACGCACAGUUGGAGAACAUUAAGGCUUCCUUUCUUUUGGAGCUGGAAGCGCUUUUGCGAAAGCUGGCUGAGAACUCUGAUGGAGGUCGGAAGUACCACGUGAUGAGUAGGAAGACUAUGGAAACGUUGGCAGCCACGCUCACCGAGCAAGGGUGGGGUUCUGUGAGCCAGUUCAGCGAUUUGGAAGGCUUUGGUAAGAACAAAGUGAAAAAGUUUGGUGUCGAUAUAUUGCGACUGUACAGGAAGUUCCGUAAUGAGCACAUUGGAGAUGUCGGCUUGUUGACAGGGUUGGAGGAGGACAUGUUGUUACAGACGACUACUGUGAUAGCGGACCGGCACCGCCUCUCACGUGGAUCGCCGAGUGCGGGUCGAACUGUUGACGAAAGUGAAGAAAAUACGGGAGAGCAUACCCCAUGGAAAGGCAACAAGCCCCCACUGCUUCAGGGUUCAGUCACGCCAUCAGAUUCAGAUGUCACCCCGCAGAAGACGUCUGUGACGACUCCAUACCAGCAGGGGUCGCCAGGCGGAGACCCCGUCAGAGAGGGAUCAUUGCCCACUGGAUCAGCGCCUCCAGUGCCGAUGGGAAGGCCGUCAGCACCAAAGAAAACGAUGUUCAAGAUGAUGGCAGCAGCACCUACAAAUGCGGAGCCACAGCCGAGCCAGCAGCUGUUGAAUAACCCCACGCUGGAGGGUAACACGCUAAAUGAGUGUGAGUUGCCGAUUCGCCGCACCCCAUUGGCCGAAUCUCCAGAACUUUUAUCAAGUUAUACGCAAAUGGCAACCCCGCUUCCACUUCCAGGGCAAUCAAACAGACAAUCUCCAUCAGCAACCGCGUUCGAGUGUGCCUCGCGGGGCGGGAACGCGUGUCUACCGCACCCGGAAGAGCAGCAGCCCAAAGUAGAUAUUAUGAGUGUGGACUACUUAAUGCAGAUGUGCGAUGAAUCCCUAAAGCUUAACGCGUUAGGGCCUCCGGCAGGUGUAGUGCCAUGGGCUUCACCUGAUCCGGUUCUUCAAAAGCCGAGACGUGAUACUCCCCCAGAAGUCUUCACAGUUGAUUCGCAGUGA